Orcinus orca (killer whale) is the source of this 1426-nucleotide messenger RNA. RefSeq names its product chromosome 10 C3orf22 homolog (gene C10H3orf22). NCBI's taxonomy places the organism in Eukaryota, Metazoa, Chordata, Mammalia, Artiodactyla, Delphinidae. The transcript is spliced from 3 exons. The record is from RefSeq and is a predicted model, not a curated record. The coding region runs from base 1 to 357 and encodes 118 amino acids.
AUGGACGUGAAGGCCCCCAAGGGGUCCCACCAGGGUAAGAAGAGUAAGAACAGGACCGAGGAGAAGUUUGCCAGGAAGUUUCCGUACAGGCCCCAGACUCUGUCCUGUGAGGCCCAGUGUGGCAGAUGCACGUGGCAGAGUGGCCCUUAUGUUUUCCUGGCUGACGGAGACCAACGCGGAGCCCCUGCAGCCCUGGGAGGUCACGAAGACGAGCAGCUCGCUGCGGAAGCAGCUGCCCCUGCAGAAGACGUUGGUGCCCACGAGGUCCGUCCCGGUCAGAGGGUGAGUCUCAGGCCGGAUGUCACCGGCGCCGCCUGCGGACCGCGCCACCCGGCCUUCCACCUGGUCCACACAUGAACACACCACGUCCAGGCUGAGGAAACUGGGGCCCCGGGGAGACACUAGAGCCCGCGGUCCCUCCCGCAGCCGGCAGGGCAGCUCAGGCGGGCCUGGCCUCACCUGGGGCCUCGUCCACGGGUGGGGAAUCAGGGCCGAGCGUAGAGUGGGUUGGAGGGGCCGGCAGGGGACCCGAACUGGGCAGCGCGCGCGCGCGCACGCACAUACACACACACACACACACACCGGGGGUGGGGGGACGACACGUAGCGAAACACCCAGACACCCUGAUAAGGACCCUGCACGUGCAAACCUAAAGACGCACAGACACACCCACUCGCCCUAAACCGGGACUGGCACUCAGGUGUUAGACAUAGAAGGGCCUCCCCGCUGCCCCCCAGGACCCCAGCCCCAGGCCCACGGACUGCGACUCCUCCAGCAAAGAGACGCGAGUGGGCACGCAGGUCCUCAGUGCCGAGGCCGGUGUCUGUUCCGAACCGGGAGGCCCCUGGCUCCACACUCCGUGUAUAACCCUGGCGAGUCACAAAGAUGCACACCCUCCCCUGAACGGACACCCCGAGAGGCAGCGCACACGUGCACACCCGCACACGCACCCCCACAGAAGCGCAGAUGGUGCCCAUCCCCCACCCACGCUGGCCCAGGCUGUGGUCCUGCGUCUCAGCACCCCUCCCUCACUGACGGGCUGGGGGCACAGGUGUCGCUGGGUCUCAGCUUCUCCUGUGAAGGGUCAGGCAAGUCACGGUCCUGUGCUGGCAGUCAGGUUGUGCGUGGCCGGCUCCUUUGUGCUGGACGGAGGGAGUCUGAGGCCUGCCCCCCUGGACUGCCCUCCCUCACACCCUGAGCCCCUUGCAGUGGGUAGACCACCAGGUGCUAAAGGCCAGCGCUUAUUUGAGGGGUAAUGGGAGCCACUUAAGUCUGGGAAACAGGAGUGGGAGGGUGGCCUCACGUGGAGCUGGGGAGGGUGGUCCAAUGGCGGAGUGGGGAGCCUGGUCCACGGGGAGCAGGGAGCUUGGUCCAAUGGGGAGCUGCGGAGGGUGCUCCACUGGAGGAGGUGGGGAGCUUGGUCCAA